Messenger RNA from Chenopodium quinoa (quinoa), 1473 nucleotides. RefSeq names its product F-box protein CPR30-like. Gene Ontology annotation, molecular function: protein binding. The record is from RefSeq and is a predicted model, not a curated record. The transcript has a single exon. Lineage: Eukaryota; Viridiplantae; Streptophyta; Magnoliopsida; Caryophyllales; Amaranthaceae. Bases 1 to 1473 code for a protein of 490 amino acids.
AUGGCUACUCCUCCGCAAUCUCCGCCGGAAAACGCCGACAAAGAAACCCAGAAUAGAGAAAUUCCGAUGCACAUCAUAUCGAGAGAAACCCAGAACAGAGAAACCCAGAGCAGUGAAACCCAGAACAGAGAAACCCAGAGUAGUGAAACCCAGUACCGAGAAACCCAGAACAGAGAAACCCAGAGCAGUGAAACCCAGAACAGAGAAACCCAGAGCAGUGAAACCCAGAACAGAGAAACCCAGAACAAAGAAAUCCAGAGCAGUGAAACCCAGAACAGAGAAACCCAGAGCAGUGAAACCCAGAACAGAGAAACCCAGAGCAGUGAAACCCAGAACAGAGAAAUUCCGAUGGACAUCAUAUUUACUGAAAUCCUUCCAAGACUUCCCGCCAAAUCACUUCUCCGAUUCAGAUUGGUCUGUAAAGAAUGGCAGUUGUUUAUCUCGAGUUCCCAGUUCAUCAUUAAUCAUACUCGCCACCCAAAUUAUCUCUCCUCGAGGUCUGUUCUUUCCAUUGCCCUUAAUUCUUCAUUAACUUAUUUCGAUUAUGGAGAUUCUCAAAAUGUUCAAAUCAACAAUUUUGGCCGAUAUUCCAUGACAAAUCCCGUUUUCUUGAUCGGUUCUUGUAACGGUUUAGUUUUGUUGAUUUUUUCUCAUGCUCGAAAUGGUGAAUUGCUAUUUCCAAGUGAUCUUCUUAAUUUUGGAUUUGAAUACAGUGUUUAUAAUCCUGUUCUUCAGCUUGAUAUUGUGAUUCCCCAACCUCUAGGAUUUGUUCUUCGGAGUGAUUAUAUUACUGCAAAGGAUUAUAGUUUUGGGUUUGGUUGUGUUUCAACCCAUGACCGUCUGGAAUUCUUCAUUGUUGCCAUUAGCUUUCGAAUGGGAAAUGUGGCUGUCUUUGAAUCUUCCACUGGAAUUUGGGAUAUAAAGACAUUGCAAAGGAAUCUGCCAAUUGUAUUUCAAGAUGCUUGGUAUGUACAUAGUGGAACACUGGUGAAUGAAGCUUUACAUUGGGGUGUUAUUAUAGUAGGAGAAAAUAUCAAAUGCAUUGCUAGCUUUGAUUUGGUUAGUCAGCUUGGGAUCAAAUUUAUGAGAUUGCCGUAUGCCAAUUUUGGGGAACCCAGUAUCAUUCGUUCUGCUUUUAGUUUGUGUCGUAUAAAUGAUCGCUUGUGUGCUUGGGCUUAUUAUAAUGGUGGACAUGUAGUUGAUAUGUGGAUGUUGAAAGAAUAUGAUGUGUGGGAAUCAUGGACCAGGUUUUCUUGUGGCGAUCUGAGCUGUGAAUAUCGGUAUUUUUUUGGACUUACCAAGGCUAGAGAGAUUAUGAUGUUCCAUUUUAGAUGGCUAGUACUUAUUGACUUCAGCCGAGUUCCACACGAAAGGAGGGUUGUUCAUUUUGGACACCAAGUGACUGCGGUGAACUAUGUUCAAAGCCUUGUAUCACCUCAUACAGUUUUUCUUUACGGUGAACAGAAUGGAUGA